Fusarium graminearum PH-1 is the source of this 1321-nucleotide messenger RNA. RefSeq lists its product as uncharacterized. Bases 444 to 1085 code for a protein of 213 amino acids. NCBI's taxonomy places the organism in Eukaryota, Fungi, Ascomycota, Sordariomycetes, Hypocreales, Nectriaceae. Gene Ontology annotation, biological process: proteasome-mediated ubiquitin-dependent protein catabolic process. The transcript has 3 exons. The record is from RefSeq and is a predicted model, not a curated record. Gene Ontology annotation, cellular component: nucleus; cytoplasm.
AUCUUCCAUCAAACUUUCUUCUUCUUUUUCUUUUCUUUCCAAACAUCGCUCAGAGCAAUCUCAGAAAAAGUUUCUGCCAGCAUUGUUCUGAUCUUGUCACAAGAUCUUUGGGCCUGAUUCUCCAUGCGCUGAAUCGCCCGCAGCCUCCAUUCGGCUAUUGCUUCUCUGUCGUACCGUCGAUUAACAGUCCCUGUUCAAGCUUCGAAUCGAAACGAGUUGUACCGAGACGUGUGUGGGAUACUUGUUCAAAAUGGUGAGCUUCAUUGUCGGCAAGCCGAGCUUCAGCCCAAGCUUUGCGUAAAGCUGGGCGCUGACUCGAGAAUCAGACGUCAUCUGCUUCUACAGCUACUCCUUCCAGACCUCAACAUGACUUUGAACUUCGUGUUGAAGAGGUCAAAUCUCCCAAAAGUGAUAUCAAUGCAUUGAUUCUGGACUACCUUACCAUGGAGGGAUAUCCAAACGCCGCAGCCAAUUUUUCCAAAGAGGCCAAUCUGGUCCCUCACCAGGAGACACCUUCUAUCAUUGCCAGACAGGAAAUACAAAAGUGUAUCCAUAGCGGCAAUAUCCAAACAGCUAUUGAAACAUUAAAUGAUUUCGACCCCGAGAUCCUAGAUGAAGACAAAGCACUGCAUUUUUCUCUGCUACGACUUCAACUUGUCGAACUCAUUCGUACCUGUAAUACACCUGGAGGCGAUAUUGGGCCGGCGCUCAAGUUUGCCACAGAGCAACUAGGCCCUAGAGCACCUACGAACAACAAGUUCCUCGGGGAUCUAGAGAAGACGAUGGCACUACUCAUGUUCCCAUCGGACUCGCUUGAGCCAGAAUUAGCAGCUCUGUUAAAACCAGAGCUGCGCCUAGAAGUAGCUGAUAACGUCAACCGUGCCAUUCUGGAACGGCAAUCCCAAAGACGCGAGUCGGCCAUCCGCCAGCUCGUGAGAAUGCGCGUCUGGGCCGAGAAUACUGCUCGCGACAAAGGCAAAAGUCUACCUGAGUACCUGGAGCUUGGCUUGUAUAACGACGUGCCUGACCUCGGUAGACUGCCUCCCCAGACACGAAACGGCCACGACCCCAUGAUUACAACGUGACUUUGAUAUUAGACCUGGAAAUAUGGUCGGACUAGCCUUUGGUUAAGCGGUAGAGAAUGCCGGCGUUAUCGUAACAGUUCCUAGCUUGGCGUUAGGGGUAAAUAUCAACAUUGUGGUAAGGAUAGGAAUGAGAAACAGAACCAGGCCGGGCGUUUUGGAGCGACUUCGUAGUCGUACUCCAACACAUCGUGGACUCCAUAUUUCAGAAAGAAAUGAUAAUGAAUCAUUAAUUGAUC